Molecule: messenger RNA, 717 nt
Organism: Xenia sp. Carnegie-2017
Lineage: Eukaryota; Metazoa; Cnidaria; Anthozoa; Malacalcyonacea; Xeniidae
Exons: 4
Coding region: 100-531 (143 amino acids)
Source: RefSeq, a predicted model, not a curated record
UGUGCCAAAGUCACUAGACCCAAGAAGAAGCAUGGCACUUUGAUCCCUGGAAUAUUUUGUAUUCUUUGUCCCCACGGUAUAUGUUAUGGAUUCGAAAUAAUGAGGGAUCACGAAUCACCAAAUAUCCCAUUUACCAUUUUACGAACACGUUUUCCUGAUGCGCCAGAGUUGGUCAUUUACGAUAAUGCCUGCAGAUUGCACGAGUAUUGUUUGAACCGAGAUCCAGCAUUUUUUAAGAAAAAAUUUGUUGUUGAUAAGUUUCAUUGGAAAAAUCAUUCAGGAUGCUGCGAAGGAUAUAACAUGAAAUUGUACCCCAUGCUCAAUAUGUACAAUAGCCAAGCUGCUGAACAGUGCAAUUCGUGUAUUAAGCCUCUUGCCUCCAUGGUUUCUUACAUGGAAUACGAUAACUUUUUUCUUUUCACAAAACUCCAUAUUUGGCACAGGAACAUGUUACGCAUUGUUAAAUACAAUCCUGAGAGAGAAAUAGCCUACAAAGACUAUUUUCUCACUCUUAGUCGCGUUAUUCAUUAGUAACGCGUUAUAGUUUCGUUUUUCGAAAAAUUUAAACUUGUUUUUAUGAAUAGUUUUAUCUGUACAAAAUAUUACUUCAUAGUUACCCAUAUAGUUUCUGCAAAAGUAACAAUUAUAUGUAACGUCGUUACUUGUAAAAAAAUUAUUUACAUCACUUGUUAUAAAUAUAAGAAUGUUAUUCAUAUG